AUUGGAGAGUAUGAGGUAAAGCUUAAUCACAGAAAGCUGCUUGAUGGUAUGUUAGCUAUAUGCGGGGUGCCACAAGAGAAAUUCAGAACCAUUUGUUCAAGCAUUGACAAGCUGGAUAAACAAUCGUUUGAGCAGAUAAAAAAAGAAAUGGUGGAUGAGAAAGGCUUAAGUGAUGAGAUAUCAGACAGAAUUGGUACAUUUGUCAAAUGGAGGGGACCUCCUGUGGAAUUAUUAUCUAAGCUUAAGCAGGAACGCAGUUUCUUGGAGAACAAUGAAUCCUCACUUGCAUUGGAUGAAUUAGACAUCAUGUUUAAAGCUCUUGAGAGGUCCAGGUGUAUUGACAGAGUCGUUUUUGACUUGAGCCUUGCAAGAGGUCUUGACUAUUACACAGGAGUCAUAUUCGAAGCUGUCUUUAAAGGAGCUACUCAGGUUGGUUCGAUUGCUGCUGGUGGACGUUAUGACAAUCUAAUAGGGAUGUUUGGCACACGGCAGGUUCCUGCUGUUGGGAUUAGUCUGGGAAUCGAGAGAGUAUUUGCAAUCAUGGAACAGGUUCAGAAAGACAAGAAUCAGGAAAUCCGAGCCACUGAAACUCAAGUUCUCGUUAGCAUUCUUGGUGAUGACAGUGCUUUAGCUGCUGAGUUGGUUGGUGAAUUGUGGAAUGCUAAAGUGAAAGCAGAAUUCAUGAUACAUAAAAAAGUGAUGAAGCAUAUUGAUCGGGCCAGAGAUUCGAGGAUCCCUUGGAUGGUACUUGUUGGUGAACGUGAACUUAGCGAAGGAGUUGUAAAAUUGAAGGAUGUUGUUGCAGCUAUUGACUAUGAAGUCCCCAGAGGUAACCUUGUGAACGACUUAUGCAGACGAUUAGACAUGUAAUAUCUCAAGUUAUUAAUAUUGUUAGAUUGAUACAAGAAUGCUUUUUUGGGGGGUGGGGGUUAAAAUCCUCCAUUUUGGUGGGGGUUAGCAUUGACCCCUACCUGUCCAUUAAUCACAAGUUACAUUUUGAGAACCCAUUACGUGUGAAAUAAACUAAACUGAGAUUCUGUAAGUGCAUUUUACAUUGAUGGGAGGACUCCUUCCUUUAACACUUAGUCUAACUUUAAAAUGGAUU
Messenger RNA from Nicotiana tabacum (common tobacco), 1105 nucleotides. The record is from RefSeq and is a predicted model, not a curated record. Lineage: Eukaryota; Viridiplantae; Streptophyta; Magnoliopsida; Solanales; Solanaceae.